Anopheles maculipalpis is the source of this 396-nucleotide messenger RNA. RefSeq names its product general odorant-binding protein 69a-like. Gene Ontology annotation, biological process: sensory perception of smell. Lineage: Eukaryota; Metazoa; Arthropoda; Insecta; Diptera; Culicidae. The coding region runs from base 1 to 396 and encodes 131 amino acids. The transcript is spliced from 2 exons. Gene Ontology annotation, molecular function: odorant binding. The record is from RefSeq and is a predicted model, not a curated record.
AUGAAGCUUCCAGUAUCCUUAUCCUUUUUCAUCGUUCUAGUCGCAUCAGUAAAUGCAUUCACUCUGCGCCAACAAAAGAUGGUAAGCAUCUUCGCCCUGGAGUGUAUGGCCGAAACGGGCAUUGGAGCCGAAUCGCUAACGAAACUUCGGGACGGCGAUUUAACCGCCAACGAUCGUACGGCCAAAUGUUUCAUGAAAUGUUUCUUCGAGAAGGAGAACUUUAUGGAUGCCGAGGGUGUGCUGCAGUUGGAAGCGAUUGCGGUGGCACUGGAAAAGGAUUACGAGCGGGUCAAGAUUGAUGAGAUGUUGGAGAAGUGUGGUGUACAAAAGGAGGACGCCUGUGAGACGGCGUUCAAUGCUUAUGAGUGCUAUCACGAUCACUACCAAAAUUUGUAG